Molecule: messenger RNA, 2262 nt
Organism: Saccharomycodes ludwigii
Lineage: Eukaryota; Fungi; Ascomycota; Saccharomycetes; Saccharomycodales; Saccharomycodaceae
Exons: 1
Coding region: 1-2262 (753 amino acids)
Biological process (GO): regulation of cyclin-dependent protein serine/threonine kinase activity
Cellular component (GO): nucleus; cyclin-dependent protein kinase holoenzyme complex
Molecular function (GO): cyclin-dependent protein serine/threonine kinase regulator activity; protein kinase binding
Source: RefSeq, a predicted model, not a curated record
AUGAAUAAUCACACUAGUGUGGCAAACCAUUAUAAUAAUGGUUCUACUGCUGCUACUACUAUGAUAAACGAACCUAGUACAAGUGCGCUUCCUACAGAUGCAAGUACAAUAAAUAUGAACACUACUAACACUGAAAAUGAUGAUAAUGCUGCUAAGACCGGAUUUAGGAAGCUAAAAAGGGUAUCCACGUCUUCCUUAUCAUCAUAUUAUACAACUGUUGGUGAUACUGGUGAUGGUGGUACAUCUACCUUGACUAAAGGGUCAUUAGCUAACAACAUUAAUAGUAUUCCUGAGGCCAAUUUUUAUGAUGAAUACGUCGGCACACCCUUAUAUUUGAAAAAAUCCAGAAGUAGGAGCAAUCAAUUAUAUAAAACGACCAGUUCUAAUCUCACUCGUAAAAACUCCUAUAUUACCCUAGGAAGCCACAGCAGUUUAAUUAUAGAUAACACCAAAGAGUCUGAUAAUGCGGAUGAUUCUAGGGUAUAUGAUGAUGCUACAAAACAUAACAACGCUGCUGAUAUUAGCAAUCAUCGCCAUUAUGACACACAGACAAAUGAAGUAAUUGAUGAUGAGGAUGAGGAUGAUGAGUAUAGAUAUGAUACUACCAUGUCUGUCCCUGAAUCUGCUAUAGAAGAUAAUAGUGAUGAUGCCAGUACUAGCACCAACUAUAAUCAUAUUAAAGACGUGAAUGAUAAUGAUGAUAAAGAAGACAUGUAUUAUAGCCCCACAGAACACACACCUAACUAUUUCCGAUAUGCACAUGGAGAUAUAUUGCUUGACAACGAUGUCGAUUCUAAGAACGGGAAUGAUCGGAAAGCAAGCAUAAGCGCAGCCUUGGAAGAUACUAAUGAAAAUGUUGAUAAAAAAAAAAACGAAAAGUGCGCCAACAUUAUUAACGAAGAUAAUGCACCCAAGUGUAAUAAUAGUAAUAAUGUGUCUAAUAAUAUUAUAAAUAACAUUGUAAAUAACAUUCAUAUUCCACAGCUGAAUAACACUAAUGGCGUAGAAAUUGUUCAGUAUUCGCCAAGCUCCUCGACGUCUAGCCAAUACAAUACUCAGAAUAGCAUUAAUAAUAAUAAUAAUAAUAAUAAUAAUAAUAAUAAUAAUAAUAAUAAUGGUAAUAAUAAUAUCAGUAGAAUUAGCACUAAUGACAGUACAGCAACCACAUUAACAUCUAAACGUUAUAAUAAUAGCAAUAUUAUUAGUAGGAUUAGUACUAAUGAUAGUACAACAUCCAAACGUUAUAAUACUAAUGUAAAAUUUGAAAGAGAUACAAAUAAUAACCAUACAUUAUACAAUUCGGCAGCAAUGUUACAAAACCCGCCAAUAGAUAUGUUGUAUAGCAAUUGUAGCGAAACUGAUAAGUGUAGCACCAACGAGGCUUUGGACAGGUACAUUAAACAAUUGAUGAAGGAAAAUCCGAUACAUAUCGCACAACCAAUAAAAAGGCCUAUUAUUACCAAUCCUCUAAUUGAUAUUGCUACUUUUCCAACGGAUAAAUUAUUGGAUAUGUUAUCGUGUUUGUUAACGAAAAUAGUAAGAUCCAAUGAUAGGUUACACCAAGGUGACGUUGAAGGUAAUGUUAGAGAUAAUAAUGAUACCAAAGCUUCUGGAAAGUACAAUAAAAGUUUGAUGAGUUUUAAGGGGAAAACAAUACCAGGUAUAAGUUUGGAAAAUUAUUUAAAAAGAAUUUUUAAGUUUUGUCCCACUACAAAUGAUGUAUUUUUGUCCUUAUUGGUAUAUUUUGAUAGAAUAGCGAAAAGAUAUAACAAUAAUAUUGGAGGUACUACAAAUGACACCGGUGACAUAGACAGUGGCAAUGGCAAUGGUACAAUAACAAAUAGACAGAAGUUUGUUAUGGACAGUUAUAACAUACAUAGGUUAAUUAUAGCGGGUGUUACAGUGUCUACCAAGUUUUUCAGUGAUUUUUACUAUGCAAACUCCAGAUAUGCAAGGGUUGGUGGAUUAUCUUGUCAAGAAUUGAAUAAUUUAGAGCUACAGUUCCUAAUAUUGUGUAAUUUUGAAUUAAUUAUUACCGUUGAAGAUUUACAGAAAUACGCUGACUUAUUGUUUAAGUUCUGGACCAAGGAAAAUGCUCUGGAAGAAGGACAAGAAGGGCAGCAAAGUAAUAACGGUGGCGCUAAUGGUAACAACGACGGCAACAACAACAACAAUCACAACAGUGCUAGUAUAAAUGGUGUAAAUAAUACAAGUAAGAGUACUGAUCCAGGUCUUAUUACUAAAAACGUAGUAGGAUUGUAA